CAGCCGUCCACGCCCCCGUGUGCCCGAAUGCGAAUGUUCUUGAAUUGCUGUAGCGUCGCCGCCCAUGCGCCCACAACGUUGCAUUGUCAACGAACAGCUUCAAGUUGGGUGGCCCUUCAAGUUUGCGGAAUUCGUUGAAGGGCCUGCGAUAAAAGCAUAGGUCUCACAUAGCAUAUGCCCCCAUUACAAGGAGAAAAUACUUCUUACGAUUGUUUUCGCACAGACUAUGGCCUGAAACAAAAAAACUUGUUGUGUUUACAAUUUGUUUAAGACAAUUGCCAGCGCCCUGCCUUGCCCGUGUUUUUUACUCCAGCCUUGCAACCGGAUUUCAUUCUCAUUUGUCCCACGCAACUCCUAUAUUAUAUUUGACACCAACUGUUUGCUUGGUCCGUGCCUGUUCCCACUGGAAUAAAAUAACAUUUUGCAUCGCAAUGUGUUGUCAUGUGGGCGCGGCAGGGCCCGUGUUUGGCCGAUUGAAUGGCCUGCGCUUGCGGACCAAUCGUGUUCAAACUGGCAUGCACGACGAAGAGAUGAACACAAGCCAGACAGACAACAAAACCAGGCCGACAGGUUUGUAUGGCACAGGGCUUUGCAAACAUGUUUACAUCAAAGGUUCUUUUGGACAUGACAACAAGACCAAGAAUGAACAACUACACAUUUGCCACCGUUUUUCGUCCACGCGUGGCUUCCGAGAGGUACUUUGCAGCGAGCAUGAAACACAUUUCUUCUUCACAUUGUGCAUUUUUGUGUUGACCGGCAACCGAGGGGCAAUUGGUUUUCUCUUCCGGUCAUCAUCCUCAUUUGUGCAACGGCCGCGUUGGAAACGCUACAAUCUCACAGCGGAAGGGGCUGGAUGCAAAACAGUGACCCUGACAGAUGACGGCUACAGCAUUGAAUCAGACACUCCAAAAUCUACAGGAGGCUCCGGCACAGCCCCACAGCCAGUGCAGCUUUUGUUGGCAGCUUUGGUCGGUUGUGAACAAGCUACAGCCAAAUUUGUUGCUAUGAAGAUGCGGGUGCCUCCGAUCCGGCGCAUUCAGUUUGAACUUCAUGCCGAACGCGAUGAAUGGGGAAGCUUAGCCGGCCCCAUUGACCAACACCCACUACAGCCAAGCAGAUUGCAGAGGAUUUGGGGCACCGCACAUGUCUACAGUGAUGCGAACGCGAGUCAAAUCCGUGCCAUUUCAGAAGCCGUGAAAAAACGCUGCCCAGUUGCAAGUUAGAUGUCCGGUGGGUCAAGGCAGACGAGUGACACCCAGCACAUGCUACAGCUUGGAACAGUGGCCUCAAGCUUGCGCUUUGAACAUCAUGAAGUCAUGCCCAUCACAUUCUGCUGCGAUCCCGCUGCGGAAGAUGGUGCCGAAGAUGAAGGCUGUAUGGCAUACCGGCCAUCAGCACUUGCUCAAACAUUUGAUGGCUGUUAUAACCAGAGUUCUUUACACAUUUGACCGCCAAACACUUCACAGGUUUCAUGCCCUCCGAUUGCUGGUUUUCACAAAAUGGGCCAUGCGGCGGAGCAGACGGGCAAAGACAAUCAAAAUACAUGCACAACCUACUCUUCUCACCAAGGUCGUAGGUAGAUGUAGGUUUU
Molecule: messenger RNA, 1591 nt
Organism: Durusdinium trenchii
Lineage: Eukaryota; Dinophyceae; Suessiales; Symbiodiniaceae
Source: the annotation of a GenBank genome assembly